Molecule: messenger RNA, 3856 nt
Organism: Dermacentor silvarum
Lineage: Eukaryota; Metazoa; Arthropoda; Arachnida; Ixodida; Ixodidae
Product: retinol dehydrogenase 12
Exons: 7
Coding region: 422-1516 (364 amino acids)
Molecular function (GO): oxidoreductase activity
Source: RefSeq, a predicted model, not a curated record
UGUGGUAAUUCAUUCGAUCAAAAUAGUCAAUAGUGACAUUACAGUGUCGAUGUCGAUGAGCAGAUAUGAUUACGGUAACAGGUCCACAUGUGACAUGGAAGGCAUUUACAAUCCUAACUUCUGUAAGAACGCAUGUAAGCAAAGAUUUCAAAUCCCGCACGUUGUACGACUUCGUCGGAGAGAACGCAACAGAUCCCGGUCGAUAGCAAGGGUGCCUUCGGAGCAGCUGCAGCCGGCGCCCAACCAUCACCCGGGCACCAGGGGGCGCUCACGCUCCAGGAGCCGCACUAGAUCCAGGCGUCGUUCGCAACCCAGGGAAAGAAGCCGCUCCAAGUCAAGGGAGGCGCAGCUGCGCUUCGAGGGCUCAGCAUUUGGUGGCAAGAAGACACCUGAGACCGCCUGAGCCGACAAAGUGAAAGGAAUGGACCACGGCCGGAGCGACGAGGAGUGCAGACCCUUCGGUCAGCUCGGUGCUCUUGUCUCGGAGUGGAUGUUUCUCGCCAGAGUGCCUCCACUGGCCACGAGCCACUUGUUCGAGCGACCCGGAAUGUGCUCCUCUACAGCGUCGAUGGAAGGCAAGACGGUGAUCGUAACUGGCGCCACAUCGGGCAUUGGCUUGGAGACGGCGAUGGAGCUUGCGCGGCGCAAGGCACGCGUCAUCCUGGCCUGCCGAGACGUGGAGAAGGCCAGCGCGGUCGCCCAGCUGAUCCGCGCCGAGACGAAGCAGACCGCCGUGGUCAAAAAACUCGUGCUGGACUCCUUCGAGUCGGUGCGCGAGUUCUGCGACCAAGUGAACCGAAGCGAGGACAGGCUGGACGUGCUCGUCAACAACGCCGGCCUCAUCAACUGUUCGACAGAGUUCACGUACACAAAAGAUGGCUUCGAGGCCUGCUUCCAAGCGAAUCAUUUAUCUCCGGUGCUGCUGACUCUAAUGCUACUGGAGAAGCUGCGGAAGAGCGCGCCGAGCCGGAUCGUCAACGUGUCCUCGGACUCGCACUGCAUCGGCGACGUGUCGCAGCUGGAAGCGAAGGCGCGAGGGAGGUGCACGCUGCGCACGCCCUUCGCGGUGUACGCCAACAGCAAGCUGGCCAUGUGCCUCUACACCGUCGCGCUGGCCGACAAGAUCAAGAACACCGGCGUCACUGUAAACUCCCUCCAUCCAGGCCUGGUGCAGACUCCCAUAGCAAGCCAUGGAUCAUUUUUGCGCAAACUGAUUUUUCAAGUUGCAGCGUACACCAAAGGAAAGACGGCCGUGGAAGGCGCACAGACAACCAUACAGCUGGCGGUGGACCCGGCGCUCGAGAAGACCACGGGCGAAUAUUUCGAAGAAUGCGUGCGCGCCGACGAGCGCUACCGUAACCCGCUGCUCAAGGACCGGGCGCUGGCCGAGGAGGUGUUUCGAGCUUCGGUCAAGCUGGUCGGAUUUGACCAGCAGCUGCUGGAGAGGGCCAUCGGCAGCCCGUCCAACCCGUGCGCUCUGCAAGAGCGCGCAGGCUCAGCGUCACGUGCGCACUGAAUGGCCAAUAGCAACGGUUCCCCGCCGCCCGCAUGUACCUAGCUAUUUCAACUGGUAAAUGCGCUUACAGUCCAGACGUUGGACUGCAAUUAAUUAUCCUGUCGUUGACUAUUGUUUCCAUUGAUUUGAGUUUGUCUCGAUACAUUUCAAUAAAGACAGAGGUGGUUCCUGAUGGGGGCUCCUGCAUCUGCAGUGCACAUUACAUAGAUUACAGAAAGUAGUUCACAGCACAGUGCAACAGAACUCGCUUUUUUCGUUUCACUUUAGAACAUCCAGGAUCACACAAAAUAGGUUCAUACACCACCAUUAUAAUAAUAAAGUUAUGAAACAACAACUAAUCGCUUCAAAAUAGGAGUUUCGGUGCAUUAUACACAAAUACACAUUAAACAUAAAUAUUUGCACUAUACAAGUAAAAAUGUAAACCGCUUAAUCCUGAGAAUCGAAAGUAAUUAGUGAUAUCGAGCAUUUGUUUUAUUUACGUGCCGUCUACGUUAAUGUUCAUUGAUGUUCAAAUGCUACUAGUCUGGAAAAAACAUUUUUUUUUUUUGCAUUCGUGACUGCUGAAAUAAUAUUGAACACAUCGCUCUUCAUGUAUGUUUGAGUAAUGGCAACUUUUAUUGGGAUAAUUUUGUAUUGUACUUUUAACUAUACCUUUAUGGCUAUAUGUUCAAAUAUUGUAUUACCGUAAUCAUUGACAUGGUAAUGGUGAAGCUUCUGAACUAAUGAAUAAAUAGAAAAAACUUUCUUGUACGUAGGGUACCCUCAGUUAUUCGGUUCUUUCUGUUCUAAAAAUAUUUAAGCGACUUUUCGUGUAUUACUGAAGAGCUUCAAAUUUAAAAAUAAGAAUUGCAGAUGGUCGUGUGCCAAGGUUGAGACAGUUGGUAUGGAAUGACCCGAAUGACACUUGAUAAAAGAACACGCAUAAAGCUUUGUUUCACGUUUGCGGCAGCCUUGUCCGCGGCCCACUAAGCGAUUAAAUAAUUAUUUUUAACCCUGUGAUGCCCAAUAUAUAAGUUUUGCUUUGUUCAUUUCGUCACCUCAACAUUUCAAUUUAGGCGCAGUAAACUUAGGCAUAACCAUAGUAGCGUUAUCGAUACGCUGGAGGUAGUUUUUAGUUGUAGUUAUAGCAGCAAACCAAGCACCAAAUAAUUAAUUGCUAUACUAACUGAAUUUUCUUUCAUACAAAUUCUUUUUUUAUAUAUAAAUGCGGUCCACAUGGACAGAAAGAAAGGGGAUCAAGUUAUUAUAAAUUUCUUUGUUGGGGAACUGUCUUUGGCUUUGUAGACUGAACUGACUGGCUAGCGCGAAAUACAAACACAAAGAUUACUUUAGCUCUUGAGCAAGCUAGAAGAGAAAACAAACACAAAGUGUCCAAGUGAAAUCAUUUUACUUGACGAAUUCUGACACAAGGCCCCCGUUUACAUAACCGAUAAGUUUUUAUCACACGAGACAGCGAUCUGCACAGCACGUCUUCCUCAGUCAAUCAAUCAAUAAAUAAAAAAACACCGCAUAUCCACGGGGUGAAUGAUGAUGAGUGGACGAAGCUCCGGAGGGAAUCAUCGGUAAACCGUGAAUAUUCCGUGUAAUUCGCCCAGUCUCGCCGCACUAAAUCGAACGAUUGACUUCCACCAAUGACACGCGCCAUAUGUGACGUCAUUCCUAUUUUAUAAAAGCGCCCUUCAUUAUAAUUGCACCAUCUCCCGCUUAAGGGGACGCUAGCACAAACACGUUAGAAACGUGCAGCACACUCUAGUAACUGGGAGAGGCCACAGCGUCUUACGCAGCCGUUUACACAUGCCGGAACGUGCACCGCGUUUGCCGACGCCAUCAGCGUUUAGGAAUACGGGGGUAAGGCGGAGAGGCCACAGCGUCUUACACCAGCUUCUUGCACGGGCCGUAACGCGCUAGCACAAACGCGUUAGAAACGCGCAGUCUUUCGUUAAUGUUGGGUAUUUAUUGUCAUCGUGGUGCGUUUGUCCAUGUGCGCUUCGUGGCGUAGUGGUUAGCGCCGCGCGUUGGGAAGCGAGGGGUCCUUGGUUCGAUUCCGCGCUACGGACAGAACUUUCGUAAUUUUUUUUUCAUAAAAGUAGACGUGGCUACCUACUACGACGACGACGACUACUACAUACUACAGAGGAGGGACAGACCCACACCCUAAGGAGCUUCGCCCCUAAAACGAGAAACGACCCUAACCCUUGACUUAGGCGUGUCUGCUAGUGGCACUCGCACCUCAGCGUUGGUAUUCCCUGGUGUAUUGCUUGGGUUAAAUGUGUUUUCUUUGUGUUAACAUUGUGUUAUUAAAGUGAAGUACGACACAGACACGGAGAAUGCUGGUGAAUU